AUGGGUGUAUCCAAGUCCGACGCGAUCAUUAUCGUGGGUGGAGGCGCCUUCGGCCUCUCUACAGCUCUCCAUCUUUCUCAAAAGGGGUACACGAAUGUUUCUGUCUACGAAAAAGAUGAUCACAUUCCGCCCCGCUUCUCCGCAGCCAACGAUCUCAACAAGAUUGUGCGGGCUGAGUACGAGGAUCCUUUCUACACCGAUCUGACCAUUAAAGCAAUUGCAGCUUGGAAGACUCCUCUUUACGCACCUCACUUCCAUCAGACUGGAUUCUUGCAUUGUGUAUCGGGCGCAGCACCCGAGAAAGCCAUUGACACCCUAAAGAGGUUCCAAGCUUCUGCGGAGCGACAUCCUCAAAUAAAGCCUCAUCUCGUACCGAUCAACGGACAAGAGGAUAUCCGCCAGAACGCUUGGCAGCUUACCGGCCAACUGCCCGGAUGGAAUGGAUACCUCAACCGCUUCGACGGAUACGCCCAUUCCGGUAACGCCUUGGCAGCAGUAUAUCGCGCCGCCCAAGCAGCAGGGGUGCGCUUCUUCCUGGGUGAGCAAGGCGCAGUCGAUGAAAUUGUCUACGUGAGCACCUUGACCGGACGUAAGUGCGCGGGUAUCCGAACAAAGAACGGGCGCUUCCACCCCUCGGCCCUGGCCAUUGUAACGGCUGGCGCAGGAGUCAAUCGUCUUGUUCCUCAGCUCGGAACUCAAGUUGUGGCCAAGUCGUGGUCUGUUGCACAUGUGCAUCUGACUGAUGAAGAGACGUCUGCUCUUCGUGGCAUUCCUGUCACCUAUGCCCGUGAUCUGGGAUUCUUCUUUGAGCCCGAUCCGAAGACGAACUUGCUGAAGCUGUGUCCCAUGGGUGGUGGCUACAUCAACACUGACCCCAAGACUGGUGUCUCUCAUGCACCGGAGACUUUGAAGGAAAGUGCUUUCCUCCCGGAGGAUGACGAGAAACAGUUGAGGAAGCUCCUGGCUCAAACAAUGCCGACUCUCGCGGAUCGUCCCCUUGUGAAGAAGUCUCUCUGUUGGUUUGCUGACACCAAUGACUCGGAUUUCAUUGUUGAUUACCUCCCCAACAUGUCAUCUUCUAUCAUUGUUUUCUCCGGUGACUCAGGACACGGCUUCAAAAUGUUCCCCAUUGUGGGGUCUUUCAUCACCGAUCUUCUUGAGGCCGUUGAUGAUAAGCAGCCUGUUGCGCGCUGGAGAUGGAAGGAUUCUGAUCCUAAUGCCAGUCAUGGUGACUGGGGAGGUGAUGUGAGUUGGCGUUUGGGGCAGUCCAAGGAGCUAUCUGCAAUCAUGCUACCAAAGGCUUCGAAAUUAUAA
Molecule: messenger RNA, 1314 nt
Organism: Penicillium atrosanguineum
Lineage: Eukaryota; Fungi; Ascomycota; Eurotiomycetes; Eurotiales; Aspergillaceae
Product: NAD(P)/FAD-dependent oxidoreductase
Exons: 2
Coding region: 1-1314 (437 amino acids)
Molecular function (GO): sarcosine oxidase activity; saccharopine oxidase activity; flavin adenine dinucleotide binding
Source: RefSeq, a predicted model, not a curated record